GGUCCAUCUACAGUAGAGGAGGGAGGGCAGACAUAAGGGCGUUUUCCAAGAAGAAAAGAAAAUCUGUCCAUUCUGAUUGUCCGAGCCUGCCUUCUUUCCUUCUCACUCUAGGUAGCUUCCAUGGCACCAGGGGUGAAGGGAGACAGAUUCUAGAAGGGAGGACUCGAAUCUUAAAGCAACUUGCUUUGAUUUGCCUAUUGAUGUUCUGAAUAGAUGACCCCUCUUUUCCUUCCACUCUUCCACUCCUCUGCCCCUCCUUUCUUCCUCCUUCCCUACUCCCUCCCUCUCUCCUCUCCUCCCUCCCUUUUCUCUCUCCUCCCUCUGGAUGGCUGCAGCCCCCUAGAGCUGAGUCGCUGGCUCUCUCUUUGCUCUUUUCCACAGCAUUGCAGCAGUCGAGCCUAGAGCAAGCAGCUUCCCAUCUCCGCAGCCACCUGCGUCUUGGGCCUCCGCAGUUUUUUUCUCUCAGCGUCGUAGCCUCGCAGAGCCCAAACGCCCAGCACCAUGGCCAGCACCAUGUCUGCAUACAAGGAAAAAAUGAAGGAGCUGUCUGUGCUUUCACUGAUCUGUUCCUGCUUCUAUACGCAGCCGCAUCCAAACACCAUCUAUCAAUAUGGAGAUAUGGAAGUGAAGCAACUAGACAAAAGAGCAUCUGGCCAGAGCUUUGAGGUAAUCUUGAAGUCCCCUUCAGAUCUGUCCCCGGAGAGUCCUAUACUUUCUUCCCCACCCAAGAAGAAGGACAUUUCUCUGGAGGAAUUGCAGAAGAGGCUGGAGGCUGCUGAGGAGAGACGGAAGACUCAGGAGGCGCAGGUACUAAAGCAGCUGGCCGAGAAGCGGGAGCACGAGCGGGAGGUUCUCCACAAGGCCCUGGAGGAGAAUAACAACUUCAGCCGUUUGGCAGAGGAGAAACUCAACUACAAGAUGGAACUCAGUAAGGAGAUCCGCGAGGCUCAUCUCGCUGCUUUGAGGGAGCGACUGCGUGAGAAGGAGCUCCAUGCUGCCGAAGUCCGCAGAAACAAGGAGCAGCGGGAGGAGAUCUCUGGUUAAUGGGUUUUUCUACACGCUUAGCACCUGGUUCCUGAUAUAAAACAAAAAAACCACAUUUUAAUUUUAUGUUUGUCUAGAUGCAACUUUGUUUCUUCACCACCCUUCCUUCCUUCCUUCCUUCUUUCUUUCCUUCCUUCCUUCCUUCCUUCCUUCCUUCCUUCCUUCCUUCCUUCCUUCCUUCCUUCCUUCCUUCCUUCCUUCCUUCCUUCCUUCCUUCCUUCCCCUUCUCUUCUGCCUACUCCCGUGCUGACGUCCCUAGUUUAUGCUUCUCUCUUAGGAUCUUUAUCUGUCCAGCCCUUGUGGGGGGCCUCGCUGGCCUUGCAGAGCUCUAAACAGAGUAGCCACUAGUUCAUAUGAAUAUAGAGUCAAUCACAUUAAUCACCUGACAAAACAAUCCUUCCUGGAAUCUUUCAUAAACUUAUGUAAAAGAUGGAGACAUUAAUAAAUUCAACCAACAGUGGCAUGGACAUGUGGAUUUCUUAUCCAAAGUUUAUUCAUGAUCCUUUUUUUUUAAUUUAUGAGAAUUUAUUCUGAGCCAGCUAUCAGUGUCUGGGGGAUCGGGACUCAAAGCCAAUCAGUUCUUUGAUGGUAAACAAGGGAAAUAAGAACAAUGGUGGGAGAGUUCAAAUUAAGAACUUUUCCCUUUGGGUCACUAGUUCCAUCCCUGCUGAGGCUUGAGGUUACAAAAGAUAACUGUAAGCUGGGUACAGCUGUUAUUGGACUUGCUUUGAUGGUAUGUGUCUUAGCUUUAUUCAGAUGUGGGGAUUGAAUGUAAAAAAUGCCAAAUAGUAACUGAUGGCUGUUUUUUGGGGUUUUAGUCAUAUCAGUGCCCAGAGGGGAUAUGGAGUAUGAAGAUCUAUAUUCUGUAGUAGAAAUGAAGUUUGGUAUUGGGAGGUCUGGGAACUAUGGGUAGUUCCAAUCAGGAACAUAAACAGUCUGUUACCUAGGUCAAGAUUUUUCACAAAAAUAUUAGGAUAGGGAAAAUUAGGUAUUAUAAACCAAUGUAAAGCAUCAAAAAUCCAAAACUUUGCAAGAAGGGAUAGUAUUUGUCCUAUAUGGACUUUCUAUGAAGAAGUAAUUAGUACUGAGCUUAAGUGCUCAAGCACUACUUGCUGGGAAAAGUCCAUCAGAAGCUCUGCUGUAUACAUUGAAGUAUGUGAAGUCCAUAGUUUUUUUAAAAAGGACUCAAAAAUUGGAAGAGAAAACAAUGGAUAGACAGAUUACUUCUGUUAUGUGAUAGGUGGAAAGCUAGGUUUUCUGCUGACUGAGGUCAUUAGUGUGGACACAUCCCCUGAUCUGAAAUGUGUUCUUUUCAAGUGAAUGUUUUGGCAUAUCUAUUUGGUCUAAGAAAACAAAAGUUUAGUGUGGACGCAUUCCAGAUCCAGUCCACCCAUGUUGAAUACUGGAAGACAAAAUAAAAGACAUGACUCAGACUUUUCAUCUUUUAAAGUAGCCAAAUUGUUUCUGUGGUGGCUGUUAGCCCAGAUUUAUGACUUUUGAGUUUAGCAACUUGAUCUAUUAUUUAUUGUUUUUGAGGAUUUCCUAGAGCACUGAGAUGCUAAAUGACUUUCCGUGGUUACACAGCUUGUCCUUAACAGGUUUGAGUUUGAGAAUUUCCAGACUCCGAGGCUGUCCCUCUAUCCACUACUAUCUACUAUUUUAUGCUUGGGGACAUUAAAGAUUUAAAUUCUUUUAAUUUCUAGCACCCUUACUAAAUGUUUAUUUUUAUUCACCUCUCUCUGGCACUCAACUCUUUGGGAGUGUAACUCCCUCUAGGGUUGGGCUUGUUAGGAACAUCAGCUGAGGAGUCUUUCAUGGGGUUAGGUAGCACAUGGAUGGAUCCAUCCAUGUAAGUUGGAGUUGUCUGGGACCUUGGAGAUCAUCUAAUCCAACUUCCCCAUUUUGCAAGUAUGGAAACUGAGGCCCACAGAUAAGUAACGUGUUCAAGGUCAUAUAGGCAGUACUAGAAAGUUAAUAGAUUUAAUUAUCUGGUGAUUCAAAUGUCUGGGGAAGGAAAAAGAGGGUUGAAAUUCAAAGAAGUAUUUACUUAACUGAUCUCACCCAAACAUUGCUCGUCAUAUUUUCUAUUUUCCUGAUGGGAAAAAUAAAGGACCACUCCUUUCCCAUCUCUCUGGCAGUUUUAGUAGGGUCUUAAUCUUUUCAGUUUAUGGAAGUUAAUAUCAAAUUACCAAGUUGACCAUCUUUAAUGUAGUUCCUUUCUCAAACUUUAAGGCCCACCUUAGAGCCUUGUUUAAAUUAACCUGGGAAAACUCAACAAAUUUUCCUUUUCACAGACUUGCUAAGUCUAAUAUGAGCAAUAGGGGGGAAAAAUAACAUUUACCUCUUAAAGCACUUUUAUGAGUAAAAGCCAAGGCAGGUAGACAUGCAGUUAUCUUACCUUAGCCAAGCUAUUCCUUUCACAAAAAAUUGUUUAGUACUCACACAAAAGUUUAGCAAGUAUCUGGAGUCCUUUAGGUUAUAUAUAACAAGUGCCAAUUUACUCCCCACCCUCUAUAAAGAUGAGGUACUUUUAAUUUCCUUUAUGUUGUGAGCAGUUUUGGCGAAGUGGUGAAGUUAGUGCUAUUUUGUGUUUCAUUCAUGUUCUAAUCCUAGGUAUGACAAAUUUACUGGUGGGGGUCCCUAGACAUUCAGUAUCAGAUAUUGGGGUCCCCAUGGCUGAACAAGUUUAGCACAGGUAUUUUUCCUAAAUUGCUGAAACUUCACCAACAAGAUUGCCUCCAGAGGGAGCUGGAGGUCAUGACUAGGAUUCAGCAGUGACCAAAGGCAAAAAUUGCAUGGGGCAGGGAAACAGAAGGGAACUGAAGGUUGAAUUUCUUAAUAGUCACCAGUUUUUAGCAGGUAGUAAUUCUCAUAGCAGAAAUUUACUAUAAUUCAGAUUCAUCUUAUUCAUAUAAGGUAAAUUUUAAAAGUUAAGAGAUAUUUACGUUAAAUUAAUAGUAAUAAUGAAAACUGAGUGCUUGUGUGCAGGAGUUAAGAGUGUAAUGGUUGAAAUGGUCCAAAUGUUAGUGUCCUACUUCUGUGGGAUAUGGAAAAGUGUCUGCAAUUUAUUAACUGUCCUACUCUGUGAUUGCUUGCUUGGAGAAUAAUUACAAACUGAAACUUGUAAAUACUUUUUAUUAGUGCUAAUUCUAUGAAAUAUUGUACUCACGAGUUUGAAUACAACACAGCAAAACCAUUUUCCCUUUUGAUGAGGAGAGGAGGAGUAUUGGAUGAGAAAGAGAAGUCUUCUCAGUAGGUUUGAACUUAAGGUUAAGGAUGUUUGCUAAUGCCUCCUUCUCAGGGGAUUUAGCCUAAACUACUAAUUUCCUUGGAGUGAGUAGCUACUGAUGGUAAUUUCAUGAGUCCUGUUAAGGUCUAAGGUACAUGUAGCUUAAAAGAAAGUGAAAUGGUCAAGAUACAAGAACUAAGACCAAGAAUUCAUAUUUCUGUGAAUCGGAAACUUCAUGUUCCUUAUUUUAAUCCUUGGAUGAUACUAGGUUUCUUUGGGAAAUACAGUUGAACUGCUUCACAGGACACAGCAUUCUAAGGCCGUAAUCAGUUGGUAGAGAAGAUAUGAUCCAACAUUAGGGAAGGCUGGUGGAAUCCUCCAAGGGCCUUUUCUCGGUGGCUUUACCUAGUUUUGAUCUGCUACUCACUAUUAUUGUCCAAGCUAGUAAUGUUUACCUUGUGCCAGGGGUGGGCAGUUUGGGUCAGGACUCCAUCUCUUCGCCUCAUUCCUUUAAUCUUAUUCUUUCCCUAGCUCACCCAAUUUCCAUUAAUCAAGCACCAGCAAGUCUUAAAAUAAUUGUGGGUGCUUCUUCAUGAAUAUUGUGCUGAACCUCUGACAUUCCUAGUUGGUAUACCCCUUGGUUGUGGAGAAUAAUUCAUUAGAAAUCAAAGAUGAUUAUCUUUUGUGCUGGAAAUUCUUGUUCUUUGACAGUCCUGUGUCCCCUCAUGCACAAAACAGAGCUACUGCUGGCUGAAUAAUGAUCAACAAUGCCUUAGGGUUAUACCUUCCUUUAAUCAUGUUUGCAGUUCAUUUCUGAGCUUUCCAGACUUCAAAUGCCAUCCUUAGAAAAGGCACAAUGCCUACCCCAAUAUAUGAGUAAAAAAAAACCCCUCAAUUAUCCCCUUUCUUCUUGCUACUAGGCUCACUAGACAUUAUCAAUCUUUAAGGAUGGAAGGGAAGCCUUAUGUUGUAUGAAAUAAGCAAUUCCAUGAGUAGGGAGGAGACACAACUGCUUUCUUCUGACUACCUCCUAUCACAGCUUUUCAUGGCUUUAAAGUAAGAAAGAUAAAAGAGAUUAGAAACCCUGAAGUAAAAAUAAAGGAGGAAAAGGUUGGGAUUUUAUACAAGGGGUUAAAAGAAAAAAAACCAAUCCAAUGCCAUUUUCUCAGUACAGAGUUGUCAGAUGAGAUUAGCUUUUAUUCUGGGGAGUGUAUGUGUGUGUAUAUGAUAGGCAUUUGUGGUUUUAAGACAUUUGCAAUUACAGCUCAUUUCCUCUUGAAAUUUUUGGUUAUGUCCCCCAAACUGUCAAAUCAGGGUAGUCCUGGUAUAAUAUUCACACCGUAUAAAAGCUGUAGUCAUGGGGUAGGAGGGAGUUUGGUUUUGUUGUAAACAAUUUUUUGUGGUAGAAUAUAAAGAUAAGAUAGAAAUACUGGUUGCAGACUGUCAGUGUAAGUAGUUGUUUACAAAUUAAUACACACUCCACACAAAGACUAUAAGUAUCCAUUUAAAACUGAAAUUUCAAUGUUUCAUUUGGAUUGGUCACUGGGCCAAGGUGGUUUUCUAAUCUAAAUCUUAUAUUGCAUAAUUCACCUGCCUGCUAUACUCUAGCAUUUUCUUGAAUCUGCAUUAUUUCAAACAUCUAAAAUAACGUGUAUGCAUCCACUAUUCAGUGCAGAUGUGCAAACUUGUACAUCCACGUAAUAUGUAUACACUGACAUACUUUUAUGCCCACAUGGUCAGGGAAAGGCUGAUUAUGGUGCUAUAGUGAUUUAGUUCCUAAACCAUGCUAGGGGAUAAAUAUAUCAGGACUAAAAAUGCAUCUGUUAGAUGUCCUGUAUGGAACAAAGAGGGAGUACUGGCCACUGUUUAGACUUUUUUUUUUAUCAUUAAACUGGUGGAUCAUAUCCUCCAUUUAAUUAAAUUUCUUUAAAAAAGAAAAAAGGCCAGAUCACUGACAAAGAAAGUCAAAGCAAAAAAGGAACUCUGGACAGCCCUCAAUUAUCAUUUGGGUUUGAAUGUCACUGGCCCACAGGAUCCAUUCCUUACAAAACAGUGUGCAGCUUUAAAAUAUACAGAAGCUUGUGAUGGUUAUGAAUGGAUUUCCUACCAAUCUGAUAUCAUCUAGUUCCUUUAGUGCAUUUCAUUGUCAACUUAAGGUUGUUGUUGUGUAAAAGAAGUGAUGAUUAAAAAAGAAUAAAGUUGGUAUUAAACUA
This is a messenger RNA of Monodelphis domestica (gray short-tailed opossum), 6486 nucleotides long. It is a transcript of the gene STMN3, whose product is annotated as stathmin 3. Lineage: Eukaryota; Metazoa; Chordata; Mammalia; Didelphimorphia; Didelphidae. The record is from RefSeq and is a predicted model, not a curated record. Gene Ontology annotation, molecular function: tubulin binding. Gene Ontology annotation, cellular component: neuron projection; cytoplasm. Gene Ontology annotation, biological process: microtubule depolymerization; regulation of microtubule polymerization or depolymerization; neuron projection development.